This is a messenger RNA of Drosophila albomicans, 3176 nucleotides long. RefSeq names its product insulin-like peptide receptor (gene Sdr). Lineage: Eukaryota; Metazoa; Arthropoda; Insecta; Diptera; Drosophilidae. Bases 240 to 2852 code for a protein of 870 amino acids. The transcript has 7 exons. Gene Ontology annotation, molecular function: protein binding. The record is from RefSeq and is a predicted model, not a curated record.
CAGUUGAAACUGAAACGUCGUCGUUAACGGAGCGCGUUUGGCACUCGGAAGCCGCUACAAAAUUAGAAAAAUAGAAAAAUAGAACCAUCAUAAACAACUUUACUGUGUCUUUUGGGGAGAACGAACGACAUUGGCAUUCAAUUGGGCAAUUUAUAGAGAGAGGGCAGCUAAUUGUGCAUUCUUCUGCUUCUGCAUGUCAAUCGGGUCAAGUGCUCUCAAUUGAAUGCGUCAGCAUCAAAAUGUGGCGCUCUCUAUUCGGGUUACUUCUUCUCUGCCCCCUGGCCGCCAUCAUUCGUGCUGAGAACAUUUGCCGUUCGAUCGAAGUGCGCAAACUCUCGGACUUUGAUCAACUGCGCAACUGCAGCCUUGUUGUGGGUCAUGUGAGCAUCGCAAAUCUCCAGCUGCCGGGCAAUGUCAAUCUCACUCAGCUGCAAACGAAUGUCACCGAAAUCACCGACUAUCUGCUGAUCUAUCAUACAACGGGUCUGCUCACUGCCGAGUACAUAUUCCCUAAGCUACGUCUCAUUCGUGGUCGGGAGCUACUCUUCAAUCAGUAUUCAUUCGUUGUCUACGAGAAUCGCAAUCUGAGGGAGCUUGGACUGCUGCAAUUGUUGCGCAUACAGAAUGGCAAGAUUCGCAUCGAGAAUAAUCCUACGCUCUGCUAUGUGGAUACCAUCGACUGGGUUUAUUUGUUGGGUAAUAGCACCACGCAGCAUUUCUCCAUAAGGGGCAACAGAUCGCCAAAUCAUUGUCCUCUGUGUAAUGGUCUAGAUGCAGACUAUGAUUAUCUCCACAAGAAUAUGGCCUACUGCUGGAGAAUCCUCGCGCCUCAGCUGAAGUUGACUCGGCCCAAGGUCGAGGGUUGCCCGGCGAGUUGUGGUCGCUUUGGCUGCGAUGUGAAUGGCACUUGUUGUGAUCACAAUUGCCUCACCGGUUGCUCCAGUCAGAAUUGUACGCUGUGUGGCAAUUAUCAGCGCAAUGGACGUUGUGUGAAUCAAUGCAUUGCCAGCUAUGAGCUGAACAAGCGCCUGUGCAUUGGAAGCAAAGAAUGUCAACAGCUGAAUCUCAUUCCAUUGGCUCAAGGCUUGCGUUGUGUCGAUCAGUGUCCUAAGAAUCACAAGCCCAUUAUAGAUGCCAAUGGGGGAAAGCAAUGCGACCUGGAGUGCAGGGGACUUUAUCACGUGAAGCGUAUCGAGGACUUGAAGCCUCUGAGGGAUUGUGUGAGCAUCCAAGGUUCGCUGAUUAUCGAACUGGUGGAUAUUAAAGAGCCAAUUGUGAAAGCAUUAGAGCAGGCUUUGGGCAACAUCAAGGAGAUUACAGGGUAUUUAAAAGUGAUACACUCCACACCGUUGAUGUCGCUGACGUUUCUCAGCAAUCUUGACACCAUACGCGGCGAUGAGCUCAUUGAGACGAAAUAUGCUUUGUAUGUGGUUAAUAAUUAUCACUUGGAGCACAUUUGGCCCACAAAUCGCCAGGUGGCCAUACAGCAUGGUACAAUUUUCUUCCAUUUGAAUCCUCGUUUGUGCUAUGAGAAAAUCUUGAAUCUGCAGCCUGCGCUGAAAAGCCUAAAGACAGAAAUAUCCGUAGCCGAUGUGUCGCCGAAUUCGAAUGGAGAGCGCAUGAUUUGUGGCGAAGAUGUGUCCACAUUGGAUCCACAAAUUCAGGAUAUUAACGCGACGGCUGUCAGCAUUGUGCUCGAUUUUGUGAAGUAUGAAUAUGUUGGUAAUCUAAUUGGAUAUACGUAUCAUUACAUGGAAGCACCCAAGCGCAAUAUAACCAUGUACGAUGGUCGCCAUGGUUGUGGGCAUGACAAUUGGCUAAUGGAUGUGUCAAUCGGCAAGAAUCGUCGGCAUAUGAUCAGCAAUCUGAAGCCCUACACACAGUAUGCAUACUUUGUAAAGUCUAUGUCACCUUGGGAUUAUCACCGGCAAAUGGAAGCCUAUUCGAAGAUACAAUAUUUCCGCACGCUGCCAAGCAAACCGAGUCCUCCGCGACGUCUCUAUGGCAUCUCGGAGAUCCACACACAAAUCAUGGUGCAUUGGUGGCCGCCGCAACGUCCCAAUGGCAACAUCACCAAAUACAUUAUUGAUUAUGAGCUGCAUAAUCUAACAAGCGAGGAGAACAAGACCAAAAGUUAUGGCAUGGAAAAGCCUCUCUUUAUCAACGAUCCUCCCAAUUGUGAGUGCAAUGAUCAGGAGCCAUAUUAUUCGGGUCCACAGCCGGAGGUGGAAAAGUAUUUCAAUAAGACGCAGACAACCUACGAAGAAGCGCUGCCCAAUCUCAUCUAUGUGUCACGUCGUCGACCGCCAGUCAAGCAAGACAAGUUUGAAAAGGUUGUGGACUUCACGGAUUUAAUAUCAGGUCGUCCCAUGAGUCAAGUUGUUGAGAAUCCAACAACGACAACAACAACUACUACUACUACAACCGAAGCCCCAUCAUCUGCAAAUGUGACCAAACCAAGGGAAGUAACUGCGGAACUGUAUGAAAUAUUCCGUUUACAAGUGGAGGAGAGGACACGCAAUAUUCAGGAUAUGGAUCAAGAGAAGUUUCGCAUAUUGCACGAUCCGCCCAAGUGCCACAGCUCCGAUGUUUCCGUGGCCAAUCAACUCGAACAGAAGUGCGUUGUGGAGGAGGAAAUUAAGGGAUUUGUAGUGCCGGGCAAUCAGCAAUAUUACAAUAUGACAAACUUGCUGCAAAAUCAAUACUAUCGAAUCUAUGUACGAGCCUGUGUCGAUGGCGUUGUCAACGGUUGCUCGAAUCCCGCGAUAUUGACGGUUAGGACCAUCAGCGCUGAGGUAGAACCAAUAGUGGCAGAAAACAAACGUCUCCAACAAAUGAACAAAUUAUUCUGACGAACUAUCCUCAAAGGAAAGGGAUAAUAUUUAAAUUAUCUUCCCAUUAACCAUAUUGUUACUCAAAUUAAUCGUUUUCCUUUUAUUGUUUUUAUUUUUUUCUAUAGACUUUUAGAGAGAUCUAUUGAAAUACUCAGGGUCUUAGUGAUUUAAAGAGAGAGAGAGAGACGAAAUGAAAACUAUUGCAAAAAAUGUGGAUUUUAUAAAGUGAUAUAUGUGUUACGUGUAUGUAAAUGUAUGUUAACUGAGUAUUAUAAUGUGUAAAAUGUAUUUUGCGAAAGUUUUAUUCGAAGAGAGAGAGAGAGAGAGAGAAAGAGUAUAAAU